AUGAACACAACCAAGCACACAACCCAAGAUAGACAGUCCGACAGACAGUCUGACAGGCAGUCUGACAGACAGUCCAAGACCGUCCACGAGGACGUCAACGACGCUGUCGUCAACGAGCAGGUCCGCCCUCACCAGCAGGAGGAGGUGACGACCGCCGUCGACAAGGACAUCCACCAAGACCACCACCACACCACCAUCCAGCCUGUCAAGGCCCAAGAGACUCUUCCUGAACAGCACCACCAAAAGGUGGCUCCCGUCCAGAACAAGUCCUUUGAGCACGGAAACGAGCGAGACACUCGUCAGGCCCUCGACCAGGAGGCCGCCCAGUUCAAGAACACGUCCACUACGCAGCAGACCACACAGUCGCAGUCAUCCGCAAACGCGCCGGUGACAAACAGCGAGCGGGUGCACCACCACGUGCACGAGCACAUCCAGCCCGUGGUGGAGAAGGAAACGAUCCAGCCUCACGUCGUCCAUACCACCGUGCCGGUCCACGAGACACACCACGCCGAGGCCGUCCACCACGACACUUCGGUGCUGCCCACCAAGACCCUUGGCGAGCUUGAGAGAGGCAGUGGCCAUAGUGGUGUGAACAGCACUAGCCAGGAAUAUGGCCUGCAGGAUGACCGUCGUCACCGCGACCACCAGUACUCCUCUGGCCAGACCACUGGUGGAGCUGGCCUGGGUGCCACAGGAGGUGCCGCGGCUGCCACGCAAGGGCAACGUCACAGCGGUGGCAGAGACGUCGACGCUCGCGGUGUGAAUGACCGCAACGUGGGCCAGACAGGGUUCGAUGAGCACCGUACUCGCCACCAGGAGCCGCAACUCGGUUCCUCCGGUGUUGCUGCCGGCGGCGCGGGUGCUGGUACCGGCGCCGGCGCAAUUGGCACGGGCACAGCUGGAGCGGCGCAGACCGCGGCCAAGACGGCUCAUGCCAAAUCGCACAACACCUCGUCAACAACGACCGGUCACUCCCACACGACUGAUGCCGAGACGAAGAAGCCGUCCAUGGCUGCGAAGCUGAACCCGUUCAAGGAUGCGGAUGGUGAUGGGCACAAGGGCUUCAUGACUUAG
This is a messenger RNA of Colletotrichum spaethianum, 1074 nucleotides long. RefSeq lists its product as uncharacterized. The transcript has 2 exons. NCBI's taxonomy places the organism in Eukaryota, Fungi, Ascomycota, Sordariomycetes, Glomerellales, Glomerellaceae. Bases 1 to 1074 code for a protein of 357 amino acids. The record is from RefSeq and is a predicted model, not a curated record.